Molecule: messenger RNA, 4986 nt
Organism: Schistocerca nitens (vagrant locust)
Lineage: Eukaryota; Metazoa; Arthropoda; Insecta; Orthoptera; Acrididae
Product: superoxide dismutase [Cu-Zn]-like
Exons: 5
Coding region: 7-798 (263 amino acids)
Biological process (GO): removal of superoxide radicals
Molecular function (GO): superoxide dismutase activity; copper ion binding
Source: RefSeq, a predicted model, not a curated record
UUCAGGAUGAAGAGCCGGUGGCUCGGGCACUCUCAGUCCAGACUCAGAGCUGCGACCGUCCACCUCGACAUCUACAGACUCGAGACCUCGACGACCACCAUGGCAGCUUACGGAUGCGCAAUGGGACUUCUGCUGCUUCUCGUUGCUUGUGGAGGCAACCCGCUGUACGACUACCAACCAUUCGUGGGAUACCAUUACCCUGAUCCGACGACGGGAGCGGCCGGAGGCGGCUACUACUACAACCCCCCGGUGGCGGCUCCAGCGGCCGUUGCCACCGGUUUCUUCCCGCAGCACGUGCCCGCCUUCACGCUCACACAGGUUAGCAGGUCGGCCAUCUGCACGCUCGUCAACACGUCCAUGUCGGAAGUCUCGGGCGAGGUGCGGCUGUUCCAGGGCAGCCCGCACGAGCCGGUGGUGGUGUCUGGGGUUGUGAGCGGCCUGGAGCUGGGGCUGCACGGCUUCCACGUGCACCGCGAGGGCAAGCUGGGCAACGACUGCGCCGACGCCGGGCCGCACUUCAACCCCGACAACUCUACUCACGGCGGCCCUCACGAUGAGAAGCGUCACGCGGGAGACCUGGGCAACAUCGAGGCCGGCCCCACUGGUGUGGCCGACUUCGCGGUGCUCAGCGACCGGCUGUCGCUGGUGCCCGAGAGCAAGUACUACGCCGUGGGCCGCGCCGUCGUCGUCCACCAGAAGGAGGACGAUCUGGGCAAGGGCGGCAACGACGAGUCGCUGCGCACAGGCAACGCGGGAUCGCGUCUCGCCUGCUGCGUCAUCCGGCCCCUGCACUUCUGAGGCGACCGACCAGUCCCGCUGUACACGGCCUACCACUCAGGAGGCACCGGACACCUAGGCGUAUGUGGAACAAGAACAUGUGGUCGCUGACGGCAGCUGUCGGAAACAGUAGGCCAGCGAAUUUGGCAACACUGGUGAACUCUCCCCAACAGAUGUGUUUACAUGACUCGAAGACAUGUGAUCAGAACUAUUGCAUGAUGUGGCUACGGACAUUAUAAAAAAAUCAAAAAUGUUCAAAUGUGUGUGAAACUUAUGGGACUUAACUGCUAAGGUCAUCAGUCCCUAAGCUUACACACUACUUAAUCUAAAUUAUCCUAAGGACAAACACACAUGCCCAUUCCCGAGGGAGGACUCGAACCUCCGCCGGGACCAGCCGCACAGUCCAUGACUGUAGCACCUCAGACCGCUUCCAUAACUGCAGCGCCUCAGACCGCUCGGCUAAUCCCGCGCGGACAUUACAAAAAGAUAAAAAAAUAACAUGGCUCCAAUUCUUACUGUAUGUUGUACUGGUCUAAACUAGAAAAAACAUGUGUCAUAAAACAAAAUAAAUGUUGGGAUAGGGGCCAUCCUGUCUUAUAAUAGCAAUCUGUCCGUGGACACAACAGCAUCUGCUCAGUGUAAUUACCAUUACUUCUUAUCCUUCAGUCCACAAACUCUUGCAAAUACACCUGACAGCCCCUAGACUUGCUCAAAUGCAUGUGGCGGCAAACACUCCUAUCGAUGAGUGUGGAAUACACCAAUGUCUUUAAACACCCUCAUUGCCAAAUAUCAAAGGGAUUAAGUUCAAGUGAACGGGGAAGCUAUGUUACUGAACCUCGCUCAUUAAACCUAUGUACUGGGUACUUUUGUAGUUGUCUUUGCCGGCCGGAGUCGCCGAUAGGUGCUAGGCGCUACAGUCUGGAACCGCGCGACCACUACGGUCGCAGGUUCGCAUCCUGCCUCGGACAUGGAUGUGUGUGAUGUCCUUAGGUUAGUUAGGUUUAAGUAGUUCUAAGUUCUAGGGGACUGAUGACCUCAGAAGUUAAGUCCCAUAGUGUUCAGAGCCAUUUGAACCAUUUUUAGUUGUCUUUCAUCAAGGUUGCAUGUUUCCAAUAGAGCACACAGAUAUUGGUGAUCGUCACCUAUUAAUUUUUCUGGUGAAGUGUGUGGGCCUACGACUCUAUCGCUUACAAUUCCGCCCACACUUCGUUUUCUUCGUCUUUUCUCACUCACGUGGAGCCGACGUUCUUGACAAGUGUUUUCCAUUCUCCUCGGUUCCAAACUUCCUUUCACUUUCCCUCAAGUCCUCGUGUACAUAGUUCACCUAUCUUUUUCUUGCUUUUUCUCUUCAUCUGUCACCUCCCACUACCGUUUGUAUCAUUCUCUCGCCAAUAAAGGUGUCGCUCCUUCUCAUGACGUGUCCGUACUAUUGCCGUCUUGUCUUUUGAACUUUGUCUGAUAUCUUCGUCACUUAAUCUUACCGGCUCUGAUGACGCCACAAUUUCUUGUUCACAUUCUCAUUUCAGCCACACCCAUUUACCUUACCAAUAUUCCUUAGUUCUUGCACAUGUUCUCCGGUCCCUACAGCAUUCCAGAUUUCACUGCUGACUUAUACAUCAUUCCUUUAGUUUUCAGAUUUAUUCUUGUAUCACACAAUACACCUGACGACCUUUAAGAGUUCAUCCAACCUUUCUUGUUCUGUGGGCUACUGCCAUACCCGGAUUGCCAUCACGCUGUUGAUCCUGAGUGGUUAAAGCUAUUGACUCUCGUCAGGUAUUGUCUACCAACACAUUGUUACUAAAGCGAAACCCAUGUUUGCUUCCGUGAUCACUCGAUGAUUUGCAUCUGCCCACACGUGGUUGCUGUCGUAAGUUAUUAUCCCAAUCUGUGCGAAUAAUGCCGCAUCAGUAAAUAAAAGCAUGCUGUGAACUUCUGAUCUCCGCCGUACAAUGAAACAUCGCCAACUACACACCAUAUUUUAAGAAGAAGAAAGCACUUAUGCAAGAUAUCAGCCCCACAGAAGGAUCCCGCGUGAAAAUUUGGGCCAUAAAGCUUUUAGUGUGCACUUACGAACUUCUGAAAAUACAGUGUUCAAACUUUCUCGCAGACCAAUUGGAUGUCACUCGCUCCGUCCCACUGAUGUCCGAGUGCGAAGUGUUGUACAGUGGAGUGGCAAUCAGAGCCCUGAUAUCCGUGGGACGUUGAAGGUGAGGGAAGAGGAAUGGGGAGCUGGAUACAUGUUCUCAGCGUGUUUUGAAAUCUCGCUCGAGAAAACACGUCAUGCUACCCGAAAAAUAGUAAUUAAUGUACGUAAUAUGCCAACCUCACACACAAACAGGUUCAACAUCAUUUUAACAACAAUUUCGUAUUGGUAUUUUGCAGCUAUAUAAACGACUACAAACCAUAUAAGACAUGUUGAAAUACGUGAUCCUGCAAAUGUGCUUUAGUUUAACAUUGUCAGCUUUACAACCCAAAGAGAAUAACGUACAAUAGCACUGCACAACUUCUUAAUAACACAUUCAUUCGUUUCAUUCAUUUACACUGAAUUUGUAAACCACAACAUGAAAAUGUUUAAAGCAAAGAGACCUAUGACACCACUACAUGUUACAAACCGCGCACUUUGACGCACUGAGCACACAAUGACACAUUGUUACCUAUGUCAAAACAGUAUUUUACAAACGUCUUUCUCAUUCCACUGUACAGUACUUCGCCUUCAGGCAUUAAGCGGAUGCAGUGGGCCGGAGCUAGUGACAAACCGACUGGUGCGCGCACAUGCUUAAAACCUGUACUUUCGGGUGUAACUGCGUACUAUCGGAAUGACGGCCCAGAUUUUCGUUGCUACAUUUCAGGAUAAUUUUUCAGGACAGUCAAAUUCCACUUUUCACUGUGUGCACGGAAGACUGUGGUCUCACAUACCGCACCUACUGUAAACUCAACAACUAUUUGUAUAAUGUAUUUGCAUCAAACUAUUCGAAAUUCUGUAAUAUCUUUGUAAAUAUUCAUAAACAUGACAAGUUGAAUUCAGCGACCUUAUGUUCCUGUUCCAAAUACGUCUGUCUUGGUUUUCCCCAACUUCUUUAUUUAUUUGAACGAAUAAUCUUGAGGCACCGUGUAUGUCAAGAGCACAAUAUGCAUCUUCACCAUUCACUCUCUGUCUCCCCCCCGCUGGAUGCCCGGUAGCGUGUACAUGACACGUUUUUUCUUGCUUCCCUCCUUCAAAAUUAUAAACUUUGGAGAUCUUUCAUCCGUGUUUCAUCUGUGAAUAUAUCAGCUGACGCUCGAGUUCUCGUCUCCAUAUAUUCUUCCUACUGCUACGUCAUCAUGACAACAGCCACGUUUCUUCAUCGAUGUCAAUAGCUCACUGUCACCUUGAUCGCAUUUCAAAGUAUUUCAUUAAAGUUCUUGUACGUGAGCUGUAACAUUUUUUCGAGAAACGACAACAGAAGGACGUUAAGGUAUUGAUGUGACUCUGUACUGCGUGUGACUGAAUUACGUCUCUCUCCCUGCUCCAAAAUUCGAAGCAUUUGAGCCGUUUCACCGUAUUUUCACCGCGGGAUAUGUCACCUUGUAUUCAUGUUUCCAUCCUUAUGAAUCUACCACUUUUCCUCUCGAUUAAUGUGCCAUGUUAAAGAAUUUUACUAUAAUUACCAGGACUCCAUUUCUAUGUAAAACUGUGAAAUUUUCUGCCUUUACCGCCCUCCAGUGGAAGACUGUCAUCUUAAGUCACAGAUAUUUCGUUUCUCACACGAUCGUUCGUAAUACUGUUUGCCACUUUCAACAAGCUUUGUUUGUGCAUUACUGCAACGUCUCAAACUUGAUGUGUUCUCAGUUCUUUUAACAAUUCUACGAUAUUUCAAUUCCCGACAUCUUAACCGUUCAACGUAGGAAUUCUUUUAUGCCGUUGGAAUCUUUUAUUCCAGCCACUCUGAAAUGUGCAAGGAAAGCGAUGUGCUAGAGCCAUAGUAUUUUUAGUAUGUUCAGUAGAAAUCUUAUCUUGAUAAAAAGCCAUAAUGGAAUACUUUUUCUUUUACUCAAUCGUCUUACAUCAGCUUCCGUUCUUAAAAAUAUAUUUUUUAGAUAAGAAGAUUCGAAUUUUCACUGAAUGUAUGACAGUCACACUAAUACUGUAAUCUGAUAACUGUGUCACAAAUAUAUGCACCUGCAACUUGCACAAAAAAAAAAAAACAAUCGCAACAUGUAUAGUUUAUC